ACACUGCAAAGUGGUGUGAACAAGCUUGCGGAUCUUGUUGGGGUUACUCUUGGUCCGAAGGGCCAGAAUGUUGUUCUAGAGAGUAAGUAUGGCUCCCCAAAAAUUGUUAAUGACGGGGUGACUGUGGCUGGAGAGGUUGAAUGGGAAGAUCCAGUAGAGAACAUUGGUGCUAAAUUGGUUAGACAAGCAGCUGCCAGGACCAACGACUUGGCUGGAGAUGGGACAACCACAUCUAUUGUUCUUGCGCGAGGUCUUAUCACCGAGGGUGUAAAGGUGGUAGCAGCUGGUGCAAACCUUGUUCUGAUUACCAGAGGCAUUGAGAAAACAACAAAAGCUUUGGUUGAAGUGCUUAAGCUAAUGUCUAAAGAGGUUGAAGACAGUGAACUAGCAGAUGUGGCUGCCGUUAGUUCACGUGGGUGCGCCUCAGUUAUGCAUGUAGAUUGUGAUGCUUUGAGGCUAAAGCAAGUUGAGGAACAUUGUUACUACAAUAGGAGGGCCACCACGUGGGCGUGGUUGUUAAUAGGCCACCCAUGCUAACUGGUUGAUUGCGUGUUGCUGCCUCUUGUGGUGAUUCAAAAUUGGUUUGGUUUUUGAAUGGCUCGGGUGGGCCCAAAGCACGUGGGUUUA
Molecule: messenger RNA, 627 nt
Organism: Camellia sinensis
Lineage: Eukaryota; Viridiplantae; Streptophyta; Magnoliopsida; Ericales; Theaceae
Source: RefSeq, a predicted model, not a curated record